UAUUAGUACCACAUUUUUAAAAGCCCAUUUUUUAAUUAUACCUAAAUAAUCUUUUGUUUGUGUCAUUUAUCAAUCAUCACCUAAAUAAUCUUUUGUUUGUGUCAUUUAUCAAUCACCACCUUUAAGAGUCCAGCACCUCUCAUACAACUCAUAGUCUCAAAAUUUUGGGCAUUGCCAAGGAGAUUAGCAAUGUCAAUUCUUGAUUAAUAUCCCCAAAACCCUUGCCUUUUAUUUGUGACAGGUUCAUUUUUUAUCUAGUUGUGAUCCUCCAUGCUUAUCUUCCUUGUCACAUAGGCUUAUGAAGAUCAAGAUUUUAAUGUUUAUGAAGAAAUGAGGAUGAAGAGGUCAUUUCGGGAUUUUUGAUGGGGUCAAAUAACAACAUAUGUCACGUCAUCCCACUAAUGUCUUGGUUGUUAUUGUUUUUGUUGUUACUCCCAUUAAAUGUUGUACGAGGAUCAAGUCAUACGUUAGAUCGAGACUCAUUGGAUUCAUUCAUUCAUGAUUAUGCAAUCAAGAAUAUGACGAAACGAUACACGGGUAAAUUGUAUGAUAUUCCCCUUCCUUCAAAUUUUUCAGGCAUGGAAAGUUCAAUUGUUCGCCUUAGAAGUGGAAGUUUUUGGAGAAGAGGUGCCAAUUUUAGCUUCUUCAAAAUCCCAUCAAGUGUAUUACCAUGGCCUUUUGUUAAGAGAUUUGACAUCAUCUAUGAAAAUCUUGGGAAUUUGUCGUCCAAAUACUAUGAUGUCCCAAAUUACACAUUUGUUACUCCUGUCAUAGGCUUUUUAGCAUAUGAUGCAACAAGAAGCAGAAAAAAUUAUGGAAUGAUUGAGCUCCACAUCAUGGCAAAUCACAUUUUGGUUCACUUUCCACAAAUAUCUUUGCCACAAGACAAAAACAACAAGAAGAAUGAGACAAUGACAUGUGUUAGAUUUGUCACAAAUGGCACCAUCGAAUUCAGCAACGUAACAAUGAACAACAUGUGUAUUUCGCAGGGACAAGGCCAUUUCGCCAUAGUGAUUCCUUCAUUGAAGCCAGAUGAGAAGAAAGGGGGGAAAUGGAAAUGGUGGGUAAUAGGAUUUGGAGUAGGAAUUGUUGGAUUAAUAUUGUUGAUUGUGAUUGGAACUUUGAUAUGCAAAUGUAUUAGGCUAAAAAAGAGAGGGAAUAUGGAGAGACAAUCUGAAAAAAGUGAGGCUUUGGAUACUGUUUGGGUUGGGAAUAGCAGAAUGCCUUCUGCUUCAGGUAUUAGAACUCAACCAGUUCUUGAAAAUAGUUAUGUUCCUUGAUUCAAUUUUCUUGAUUUUUAUUUUUCACUUUGUUGUUUUCACAUUUUUUGUGUCCUUUCCAUUUUAA
Lycium barbarum (goji berry) is the source of this 1347-nucleotide messenger RNA. RefSeq lists its product as uncharacterized. The record is from RefSeq and is a predicted model, not a curated record. NCBI's taxonomy places the organism in Eukaryota, Viridiplantae, Streptophyta, Magnoliopsida, Solanales, Solanaceae. Bases 363 to 1280 code for a protein of 305 amino acids. Gene Ontology annotation, cellular component: membrane. The transcript has a single exon.